AUGAUUGGGCAAGACUACUAUUGGAAAUUCAAUACAUCGGAGAGCGAAUUAGUAGCGGUGAAAACCCUUUUCGGUUGGACCGUGCAAGCUCGAUAUAAAAGCAACAAUGGCGCGGCAUGUGUAUUCCAAGUACGCGAAGAGAACGCGGAAGAUUUUGAUGUUUCACAAUUUUGGAAUUUAGAGUCAAUUGGCAUAGCUAACAUAAAAGGGGGCGGUGAAAAAUUAGCGAUCGAAAACACAGUGACUAAUAUUACCACUGGGAGAUAUGUAGUGCAUUUGCCGUGGAUAAUAGAUUGUGCGACUCAAAAUGACAAUAAACAAGUAGCGCUCAGUCGGCUUCAUGGAUUAACUCAUAAAUUGCGUAAACAUUACGAAAAACUCUCGGAAUAUGAUAACGCAAUUCGCGAUUUAAUACAUAGUAGCAUCGCUGAGAAAGCGCCUGAAACUGCCAUUGAGGACCCAGUGUAUUACAUGCCGCAUAGACCAGUUUAUCGCGAAGACAAGGCUACUACCAAAAUGCGCAUUGUGGUCGAUGCGUCCUCCAGCGAACCGGGAUUUUUAUCUCUUAAUAACACUUAA
Rhagoletis pomonella (apple maggot) is the source of this 579-nucleotide messenger RNA. RefSeq lists its product as uncharacterized. The coding region runs from base 1 to 579 and encodes 192 amino acids. Lineage: Eukaryota; Metazoa; Arthropoda; Insecta; Diptera; Tephritidae. The record is from RefSeq and is a predicted model, not a curated record. The transcript has a single exon.